UCUGUUUUUAAAUAGAAGAAGAAUUUGUUAAAUUUUAUUUUUAUAACUUUAAUGCAAAAAAGUGUUAAUUUAUUGAAAAUGUCAUUGAAAUUUAUCGAUAUUGGAGCUAAUUUAACGGAUCCCAUGUUUCGUGGACUUUAUGGUGGCUCCCAGAAACAUCAAGAUGAUUUGGAGUUGGUAUUAAACAGGUCUUGGUUACAAGGACUACAGAAAAUGAUUAUAACUGUGGGCACUUUAAAUGAAGCUGACGAAGCUUUAACCAUGGCUGCAAAAGAUGAACGUUUAUUUGUGACUAUGGGCUGUCAUCCAACUAGAUGUGGUGAAUUUGUAAAUAAUCCCGAUCAAUAUUACGAAGGACUUCGAACAAAAAUUUCCACUAAUCUCAAUAAAGUUGUUGCCAUUGGAGAAUGUGGUUUGGAUUAUGAUCGUUUACAUUUUUGUGAAAAGGAUACACAAAAACUGUACUUUGAAAAACAAUUACAACUGGCAGAGGAAUUUAAAUUGCCUCUAUUUUUACAUUGUCGUAAUUCGCACGAAGACUUUAUGGAAAUUCUUACACGAAAUCGCUCAAAAUUAGAUGCCUGUGGCGGCGGUGUUGUACACAGUUUUACAGGAACUUUAGAAGAGGCUAAACAAGUAAUUGAUUUUCAUCCGAAUUUAUAUAUCGGACUUAAUGGCUGCUCUCUGAAGACCGAAGAUAAUCUUAAUGUUGUUUCAAAAAUACCAAAUGAUCGUAUAAUGCUAGAAACGGAUUGUCCCUGGUGUGGCAUACGUCCAUCUCAUGGUGGCAGUAAGUUAGUUCAAACUAAAUUUCCCACCGUUAAGAAGAAGGAUAAAUGGACUGCUGAGAGUCUGAUAGACGGGCGUUGUGAGCCUUGUCAAAUAAUACAAGUUUUAGAAGUUAUAGCUGGAGUUAAGGAUCAGCCUUGUGAUAAAUUAGCCGACAUAUUCUAUGAAAAUACAGUAAAAUUAUUCUUUAGUAAAACGAAAUAAAAAAUAAACUAUCAAAUAAACAAUUGAUCAAUUUCACGGUAAA
Messenger RNA from Calliphora vicina (urban bluebottle blowfly), 1036 nucleotides. RefSeq names its product deoxyribonuclease TATDN1. Gene Ontology annotation, molecular function: 3'-5'-DNA exonuclease activity. The transcript is spliced from 4 exons. Lineage: Eukaryota; Metazoa; Arthropoda; Insecta; Diptera; Calliphoridae. The record is from RefSeq and is a predicted model, not a curated record. Gene Ontology annotation, cellular component: cytosol. The coding region runs from base 52 to 993 and encodes 313 amino acids.